GGCAGAGGGGCAGUCUGCUUGAUUCCAAUGUGUGAGCCAUGUCGACGGUCAGUGAUGUGCUUGAGGGCCCUUUCAUCGUGGCGGGCAGGCAUUUGCUGGACACCUUGGAGAUGGUGUACUUAGCGCGUGCGUCUCUGCAGCUCCGGCAUCUUUGGUCUGAAACUUUGCAGGAGAAGAAAGUAGAAGUCAUUGAUGCUUGGACAGAACCAGCGUCCCUGUUGCUGCCAGGGCCCCGCAGUCAGACCUUUUUACAUUUCGAUAUUGGAGACUGAGGCCGCUACAGAGCCAACAUGUCAGGGUUUUCUAUUGUAGUAGGACAUAUUCAAUGCCACUUGGUGAAUGCGGUGCUUUUCUGCUGUAGAGACUGUGUUUGCAUCCCUGCGGUGUGAGCGCACUUUUGUGAGAACACGGACCCGCCACACAAAUCAGUUUUGUCCCAUGCUCCAUGUUUGGGAUUUGGGAUCUCCAGCCAACCAAUUAGCCUUUCAGAGCUUUGAAGGGAGCACUGGCAGGAUAUGCGGGCGCUGGAGAUACUGCUUUCGAAGGCACGUGGUGCAACGUUUGCAUCAUCCGCCUUGAACUUCAAGAAGAGCUUCUUGACGGACGAUGACAUGGAACUACUGUGCUCCAGCCCGAAGUUCUGCAUAACCAUGAGCAAAGUGGAGGAUUUUUGCAUCAAUGUCAACGACAUUAGCGACAUUGGCCUCAGUAGAUGGGCACAUGUGGGUGCUUUGCUCCCAUUCAGUUCUUUGACAGAUUUCUUUGCGAUUGACAACCUUUUCGGCGAUGAAUUUAUGAAGGUCUUUGCUGAAGCAGCUGGCAAGGGCGCUUUCCCAAGCCUUCGAUUGAUGUAUCUUUACGGAAAUGCCAUCGGUGACGAUGGCUUUGAAGCCUUGACGGAAGCGAUGGCGCAAGAUGCGUUUGCGCCGAAAGGGCUGGAAACCCUGUUAGUCAUGGGCAACAAAAUCACAGACAAAGGUGCUGUGAGUUUGUGGAAGCCAAUGCAGCUUGGCCGGCUUCGUUUGCUUCGGAGCUUCGGCAUUGGCAACGGGGUGAGUGAUGAAGGUCUGCAAAUGCUGGUGGAGGGUGGCCUUCAGGGCAAUUUGCCUGAGCUGUCGGAGCUACAUUUGACUGAGAACCCUUUGACGGACAAAGGCAUAGCCUCCUUGCUGCAAGCUCGAGAAGCUGGCGCACUGGAAUGCCUCUCUCAUGUUGGCUUAGAGGGCACAAGAACCAGUGCCCGUGCCCGGCGGGCAGUUCUGGACAUGCUGGAGAGGAGAGAAGACGAAGACGGCUGACGAUCAAAAGCUCGUUUCAUUUGAAGCAUGUUUGCUGAUUGGACCUGAGACCUUGUCUCCACACCUGCCAAUCCGAA
Messenger RNA from Durusdinium trenchii, 1375 nucleotides. The record is from the annotation of a GenBank genome assembly. NCBI's taxonomy places the organism in Eukaryota, Dinophyceae, Suessiales, Symbiodiniaceae.